Messenger RNA from Eubalaena glacialis (North Atlantic right whale), 3030 nucleotides. It is a transcript of the gene ACTN2, whose product is annotated as actinin alpha 2. Bases 218 to 2902 code for a protein of 894 amino acids. The transcript is spliced from 21 exons. NCBI's taxonomy places the organism in Eukaryota, Metazoa, Chordata, Mammalia, Artiodactyla, Balaenidae. Gene Ontology annotation, cellular component: cortical actin cytoskeleton; Z disc; cell projection. Gene Ontology annotation, biological process: muscle cell development; actin cytoskeleton organization. Gene Ontology annotation, molecular function: calcium ion binding; actin filament binding. The record is from RefSeq and is a predicted model, not a curated record.
UGUUCCGCAGCUCGAGCUGGUGUUUCGCCCGCGACCCAGCGCCCAGGUGUGCCGCCCCGAGAGGACCGCGCGAAGGUCACCCCGCGCCCGCCAGCCCGUCCGCCGCCCGCACCUCCGCCAAGCCCCGCGCGCCUCGCCGGCCCCGCCGCGUCUCCGCCCGCCCGUCCGACCGCCCGAGCCCCGCGCGCCCCGCCGCAGCCCCGGCCACCCGAGCGCCAUGAACCAGGUCGAGCCCGGCGUGCAGUACAACUACGUCUACGAAGAUGACGAGUACAUGAUCCAGGAGGAGGAGUGGGACCGCGACCUGCUCCUCGACCCGGCCUGGGAGAAGCAGCAGAGGAAGACCUUCACUGCCUGGUGUAACUCCCACCUCAGGAAAGCUGGCACUCAGAUCGAGAACAUCGAGGAAGACUUCCGGAAUGGCCUUAAACUCAUGCUGCUUUUGGAAGUCAUCUCAGGGGAAAGGCUGCCCAAACCUGACCGAGGAAAAAUGCGAUUCCACAAAAUUGCUAACGUCAACAAAGCCUUGGAUUACAUAGCCAGCAAAGGCGUGAAGCUGGUGUCCAUCGGGGCGGAAGAAAUUGUUGAUGGCAACGUGAAGAUGACGCUGGGUAUGAUCUGGACCAUCAUCCUGCGCUUUGCUAUUCAGGAUAUUUCCGUUGAAGAAACCUCUGCCAAAGAAGGUCUGCUGCUUUGGUGUCAAAGGAAGACCGCUCCUUAUAGAAAUGUGAACAUUCAGAACUUCCACACCAGCUGGAAAGACGGCCUUGGACUCUGUGCACUCAUCCACAGACACCGGCCCGACCUCAUUGACUACUCAAAGCUGAACAAGGAUGACCCAAUAGGAAAUAUCAACUUGGCCAUGGAAAUUGCAGAGAAGCACCUGGAUAUUCCCAAAAUGUUGGAUGCUGAAGACAUUGUGAACACUCCCAAACCCGAUGAAAGAGCUAUCAUGACAUACGUUUCCUGCUUCUACCAUGCUUUCGCGGGCGCGGAGCAGGCCGAGACAGCGGCUAACAGGAUAUGUAAGGUUCUUGCUGUGAAUCAAGAGAAUGAGAGGCUGAUGGAAGAAUACGAGAGGCUAGCGAGUGAGCUUUUGGAAUGGAUUCAGCGCACGAUCCCCUGGCUAGAGAACCGGACCCCUGAGAAGACCAUGCAGGCCAUGCAGAAGAAACUGGAGGACUUUCGGGAUUACCGCCGGAAGCACAAGCCUCCCAAGGUGCAGGAGAAGUGCCAGCUGGAGAUCAACUUCAACACCCUGCAGACCAAGCUGAGGAUCAGCAACCGGCCGGCCUUCAUGCCCUCUGAGGGCAAGAUGGUGUCGGACAUCGCGGGCGCCUGGCAGCGGCUGGAGCAGGCGGAGAAGGGCUAUGAGGAAUGGCUGCUGAAUGAGAUCCGGAGGCUGGAGCGCGUGGAGCACCUGGCAGAGAAGUUCCGGCAGAAGGCGUCCACGCACGAAACCUGGGCUUACGGCAAAGAGCAGAUCUUGCUGCAGAAAGAUUACGAGUCGGCGUCUCUGACCGAAGUCCGGGCUCUGCUGCGGAAGCACGAGGCAUUCGAGAGUGACCUGGCGGCGCACCAGGACCGCGUGGAGCAGAUCGCGGCCAUCGCGCAGGAGCUCAAUGAACUGGACUAUCAUGAUGCUGUGAACAUCAAUGAUCGGUGCCAGAAAAUCUGUGACCAGUGGGACAGGCUGGGAACACUCACUCAGAAGAGGAGAGAGGCCCUGGAGAGAACUGAGAAAUUGCUGGAAACCAUCGAUCAGCUUCACCUGGAGUUUGCCAAGAGAGCUGCUCCUUUCAACAACUGGAUGGAAGGCGCCAUGGAGGAUCUGCAAGAUAUGUUCAUUGUCCACAGCAUUGAGGAAAUCCAGAGCUUGAUCACCGCCCACGAGCAGUUCAGGGCCACGCUGCCCGAGGCGGACGGCGAGCGGCAGUCCAUCCUGGCCAUCCAGAACGAGGUGGAGAAGGUGAUCCAGAGCUACAGCAUCAGGAUCAGCUCGAGCAACCCCUAUAGCACCGUCACCAUGGACGAGAUCCGGUCCAAGUGGGACAAGGUGAAGCAGCUCGUGCCCAUCCGGGACCAGUCGCUGCAGGAGGAGCUGGCCCGCCAGCAUGCCAACGAGCGUCUGCGGCGCCAGUUCGCCGCACAGGCCAAUGCCAUUGGGCCCUGGAUCCAGAACAAGAUGGAGGAGAUUGCCCGGAGCUCCAUCCAGAUCACGGGAGCCCUGGAGGACCAGAUGAAUCAGCUGAAGCAGUAUGAGCACAACAUCAUUAACUACAAGAACAACAUCGACAAGCUGGAAGGCGACCAUCAGCUCAUCCAGGAGGCCCUGGUCUUUGACAACAAGCACACUAAUUACACCAUGGAGCACAUUCGUGUGGGCUGGGAGCUGCUGCUGACGACCAUUGCCAGAACCAUCAACGAAGUGGAGACCCAGAUCCUGAUGAGAGAUGCGAAGGGCAUCACCCAGGAGCAGAUGAAUGAGUUCAGAGCCUCCUUCAACCACUUCGACAGGAGGAAGAAUGGCCUGAUGGAUCAUGAGGAUUUCAGAGCCUGCCUGAUCUCCAUGGGUUAUGACUUGGGUGAAGCUGAGUUUGCCCGCAUCAUGACCCUGGUGGAUCCCAACGGGCAGGGCACCGUCACCUUCCAAUCCUUCAUUGACUUCAUGACCAGAGAGACGGCCGACACCGACACUGCCGAGCAGGUCAUCGCCUCCUUCCGAAUCCUGGCUUCCGACAAGCCGUACAUCCUGGCGGAGGAGCUGCGCCGAGAACUGCCCCCUGACCAGGCCCAGUACUGCAUCAAGAGGAUGCCCGCCUACUCGGGCCCAGGCAGCGUGCCUGGCGCUCUGGAUUACGCCGCCUUCUCCUCCGCGCUCUACGGGGAGAGCGAUCUGUGAGGCCGGGGUUCUGUAAUCGCUGGUCCCAGCAGAAUGCAAUAAAAGCUCAAGUUAUAGUUUGUUUCUUGGAAACUUUGACAAGCUUUAUUCAGUUAAGAGAGAGAGAAAACUUUUUUUGCAGCUCAGUU